This is a messenger RNA of Nematostella vectensis (starlet sea anemone), 3418 nucleotides long. RefSeq lists its product as uncharacterized. The transcript is spliced from 3 exons. Gene Ontology annotation, cellular component: extracellular region. Gene Ontology annotation, molecular function: hormone activity. The record is from RefSeq and is a predicted model, not a curated record. Bases 408 to 878 code for a protein of 156 amino acids. NCBI's taxonomy places the organism in Eukaryota, Metazoa, Cnidaria, Anthozoa, Actiniaria, Edwardsiidae.
GGUUCGUGUAAGAACUACGGUACCCUGCGGCAACGCAUGCGCAGAAGUAGCUAUAAAACUUCAGUAAAAUCCUGCCCUCUGAUUGGCUAAAAUACAUCUUCGGGUGUUUUCCGUAUCUUAUCCAUUGAUUGACAAACAUUUAAAUUAAGAAUAAAACAAAGGUUGGAUUGUUACAACUUAUCCCCGAGUUUUGUCCGAAUCGUAUGUUCGGAAGUUACAUUUCCGACCUAGCGCUCACGUCGCCAUUUUGAAUUCUACAUGCUUCCUCCUCGAUAUAUUAAGACAAGUCUCUCGCUAUUCAUUAUCUCUUCGAAAAUAGUUUGAAAAUCUAUUGUAUAUAUUUUAAAGAAACGCUUCUGAGUUCUGUUUGCUUGCAAACUUUGUCCGAGAAGUUAGAAAAGCUUGUCAUGGUGUUCAAAAGGCAGGCAUGUUGCUGCCCAAACCACGAGGCUUGGUGUGGCAGUAAGCCUUCAGAUGUGGAACAGAGGUCCCUGAGAAAGGCGAACAGAGUAGAGAAAGUUUUCUUGGAGCUAGAUGACAAAGGCAAAAAGGGCUGGUCUAGAAGCAUUUGUAUGUACUGUCGACAGCGAGUCGAUUUGGAGCUUGGAAACAAACGCAUGAAAACUUCACACGAGAGCUGUAGAGAUGAAACUGCCUCAAGUUCCAGCGUGUUUUUCCAACCGGAAACCUCUGAGACCAGCGCCGCUGCUGAAGCCGCGUUAGAACCAUUCCAGGACAUUGAGGAAACCUCUGCACUAGGGCAAAUUUUGCCGUCAUCAGUUGAUGCUGUACGACUCAUGAAAGCAUCAACUAAACUAAGAGACAUAGAACUAAAGGACAUAGAACUAAAGGACAUAGAACGAUACGGCGUUUGGUGAAGCGAAGAUAUUUUUUUAGAAAAUUGUAAAAUAUAAAUAUCAGCAAUAACCCGCAAUUGUCAGUAAGAGCAGUGGAAUGCUUAUGCGGAUGCAAAAAGCUGAAAGAAAUAGUGAAUAUAAAUGCAGCCCGUCUGGAGCCAGAAGAAUUACAAUUUCUUCGCAGAAAUUUUCCGUGAGUCCUCAUGGCCUACUAUGUAUCGAAGACGGAGACCCCGAUUAUAAGCUGGACACUCUCGAAUUCAUCAAUGAGCUUAUGGAACAAACCUUGCUUGCGGCUUGUUUUAAGAAAAUAUUGUGCGUUCUGUCUGUGUCGAUAAAAUAAUAAUUAGAGGACUGCUACUACUGUGAAUUCCAGUAAACUUUAUUGCUGUGGCUUGUAUGCGAUAAUAGUUGUAUUGAGGAUCGAAUAAAGCAAAAUUGGUAACUUUAUUUAAAUGCGUGAAUCGUUUUAGUUGUCAAUCUUAACAUGAAAAUCGUUGUCAAAAAUCUUUGAAAGAAAAAGUGACUUUCUUUGGAAAGCUAAAUUCUACCACACUAACAGGCUUUUGGAAAUGUGAGACCGUAUUUUCACACGUUUAGCCAGCGGAAUGUUUGCUUUGGCAAGAGACAAAGCGCAAAAUUGUAAUAAGUGAAGUAUAAAAAGUUAUUAGCAGAUAUCCGAAAGGGAUUUCUCCAUGCUCCGAACAUACGAUUUUAACAAAAAUGCAAAGGUUGAAAGCUUUCUUACUUCGAACCUAAGCCCCCUAAUAAAUAUGAGUGCAAGAGCACUUAUUUCAGAGAAAUGUGACUCCAAAGUUCAAAUUUGGCGGGCAGAGCGUCUUGAACCAAUAAGCAUAGCAAUAUUAAUUAGAUUAGUUAAAAAGAUAACGAACCCCUAUUGCCGCAGGACCUAUCGAUUCACCGUAGUUCUUACACGGAGCAAAUAAAGUUGAUGCUAUUAUUGUCUUUCUGUUGGAUGACAAUUUAUUCGGAGUCUUCAUAAUAAAUUUUGCCAAGGUCAAGCCUUUUUUGUCGCACAUAUCACAAAAUGUUUUGCGUGAGUACCCUUAAUCCAAGCCAUAAUUUUGUAAAUGAUAUUUUCCAAGGUACAGGAAGUAGCGGAUUAAGGAAAAAACACACAAAACUCAGUAAACAUUCGUAUAAAAUUGUUAGACUAUAAAUAUGCAUGAUGUAUAGAAUUGCUAAAGUUAAAAAUAGACAUUACAUAAGCAUUGUUUGGUUAUACAACAAAAAAAAGAUUAUAACCUCAUUAAGUUUUACUCAUUUGAAUUUGACAUAUUUUUGUUUUGAUUGAGUCAAAAGACUUUCUCCCCUGUUCUUUCUAGAAUCUUCAACAUUUUUGUGAGCUUAAGUACUUGAGUUUUUAUUCAAUGCCGACUAAAAGAUAUCUUGUAGCGCGCAACAAACAAAUUAUCGAAAAUAUUGAUAACUUAAAAACAAGCAUAGCCUCCAGCAAACGUGACGCGUGCCGGAGCGGACGCUCCCGUCUUCUGGUUGAGUGACCUGGCCUGGAUUAAGCUGAGCAGCCUGGCCUUAAUAUGAGAGUAUAAAAGCCGACCUCCUAUGUAACUCGAUAACAGAUUUGAUCGCUUAUAUUAAGAGUGUUACGCACAUUCGUUUGAUCAUAAAACACGAGCCGCUCUCUGUUUAUCUAAGAAAACAUUUGAAUCGUCGACUGCGAGGCAUCAAACGACAACAAGGAGAAAAAAGAAAAUAUUUAUCCUGAGGUUUAAAGAAAAAAGUGUCAAUUUAAGAAAAAGGAAAUAUGACUAAGACCGAUGCGUGCGGAUUCUCCAAGCGAAUUAAUUACACCAGUACAUUGAACCAAGAAGAUUACAGAAUCGCACAGAUGGCCUUUCCGGAUUUUUUCCAAGAGAAAAACGAGGAAAAGAGACAAACAAAGAACCCAAAUAAAAUAGACAUUCCUUUCGGCGAGAAAGAAGUCGCACGAGGGAAACAAAGACGAAGACGAAGCACGGCCGCCAUUCUGGGCGAAAAGGAUGUUAACCUAGUGGAAUGGCUUAGAAAGGAAUACGGAAUGUAACGGAUCCAAUCGGUACGUGACAUAAGGGGCACGAGGAACGCUAAGCACUCUUAAGACAAGAGGGACACCUGAUGUCAUCCAGCAAAAAUGAGCACGAACUUUAGAGAGAGAGUCAAGGAGUUCCUUGAACAGCGAAGAUGAUGGAGUUCCCACCGUUUAAAAACAGGAAUUCAAAACGCGAUUUUUAUCGCUAAAUGUAACGCUGUUAUGACUAAAAUUCCAAGAACUUGGAUAUCGAAGCAUUGAAAACAUCCUUUUAUCUGCCGUGGUCAGGAAAUUCAUUUCCUCGGUUGUUAGCACUCGGAAAACCGUAUCGAGUAUCGUGAGAGGAGAAAACCACAACAUUUCACCAGGCGCCAUAGGUUAAAAGAGGUAUUUAAAAACAAUGUUUUGAUAACAUGGACACGAUAUUUGAACGUGAUACUGAACCGAAGUGUACGGUCAAACAUGAUGAUCUGUAAAUAUUCUUUUUAAAUAAAACUUGUUUGAUCAAAAA